AUGGUUUCGACUACUGUUGAACUCAGGGUUGGCAUGUCAUGUGAGGGAUGUGUUGGAGCUGUUAAGCGGGUUCUUGGCAAAAUGGAAGGUGUUGAGUCCUUCGAUGUAGACAUCAAGGAGCAGAAGGUCACUGUGAAGGGUAAUGUGACGCCGGAUGCUGUUCUGCAGACUGUUUCGAAGACAGGCAAGAAGACAUCGUUCUGGGAGGCUGAACCCUCGGCAUCUGCUGUUUCGUCCUAA
Triticum turgidum subsp. durum (durum wheat) is the source of this 240-nucleotide messenger RNA. NCBI's taxonomy places the organism in Eukaryota, Viridiplantae, Streptophyta, Magnoliopsida, Poales, Poaceae. The record is from the annotation of a GenBank genome assembly.